AGUUCCUACCAGAGCCGCUGCGGGUGCCAUUCCACCCAUGGCCGGACACAGGCCCUCAAACCACUUCUGCCCCCUUCCAGGCAGUGGUGGGGGCGGCCCCAGAGGGCCGAUGCCCCUGCGGGUUGACACUCUGACCUGGUUGAGCACCCAGGCGGCCCCUGGCAGGGUGAUGGUCUGGCCGGCAGUCAGGCCAGGGAUCUGCCCAGGCCCUGACGUGUGGAGGAUUCCCCUGGGUCCCCUGCCACACGAAUUCCGGGGCUGGAUAGCACCCUGCAGGCCCCGUCUUGGAGCUAGUGAGGCAGGGGACUGGUUGCGACGCCCCUCCGAAGGCGCCCUCCCGGGGCCCUACAUUGCCCUGCGGAGCAUUCCGAAGUUGCCGCCGCCAGAGGACAUCUCGGGCAUACUGAAAGAGUUGCAGCAAUUGGCCAAGGAGUUGAGGCAGAAGAGGUUGAGCCUAGGGUACUCGCAGGCCGAUGUGGGGAUCGCUGUGGGAGCUCUGUUUGGGAAGGUGCUUAGCCAGACGACCAUCUGCCGCUUCGAGGCCCAGCAGCUAAGCGUCGCCAACAUGUGGAAGCUGCGACCACUGCUGAAAAAGUGGCUGAAGGAAGUGGAAGCAGAGAACCUUCUGGGCUUAUGCAAAAUGGAGAUGAUCCUGCAACAGUCUGGGAAGUGGAGACGGGCAAGCAGAGAGCGACGAAUCGGAAACAGCCUGGAGAAAUUCUUCCAGCGGUGCCCUAAGCCCACACCCCAGCAAAUCAGCCACAUUGCUGGGUGCCUCCAGCUGCAGAAGGAUGUGGUUCGAGUUUGGUUCUAUAACCGCAGCAAGAUGGGCAGUCGACCAACCAAUGAUGCUUCCCCACGGGAGAUUGUGGGGACAGCCGGGCCUCCUUGCCCAGGAGCACCAGUGUGCUUUCACCUGGGACUGGGGCUCCCAGUGGAUAUCCCCCACUAUACACGUCUCUACUCUGCAGGGGUAGCCCACUCCUCUGCCCCAGCCACCACUCUGGGCCUCCUCAGAUUUUAGGGCUGAGGGGCUUGCCCUUCACGGCACGGUUGGAGAGGGGAGAAGAAGGGAAAACCCAGGAAAUGUCCCUAGGGUUCAUUUGAGGGCUUUUAGUAUUAAUUUCUCAUUCACUGUCUAAAGAAGUUAAGGAUACAUAGUAGGGAAUGGGGGUGGGAAUUGUUCAAGAAAAACCUGGGAGAGAAGAUGAAGUUUAUUGCAGUUUUGUGUUUUCCCUUUGUUUUUCCCUAGCAUUGGUUUAAAGGUACAUUACAGUAUAUAGAUGGUUUCGAUAUUUUGUUCCUUUUUUUAUUAAAUAUUGUGUCUGUUAUUCCUUGUGGUUAUCAGUAAACAUAGGGUUUAAAUUUUUUCAUAAACACAAUACUAAGUGAAAAACUCAAGUCACAGAAGACUACCUUAGUAUACAAUUUUUUACUUAAAAUCAAGCAGAACUCUGUGUAAACACAAACACAAAAUCCAGGAUAAUAGUUAUCUUGAGGGAAUGACUUGAGAAUGUGAUAGGGAAGAAACACACAGAGCCCACCUAGAGCCCUUGCUGAAACACCUGAGCUUUCUUGGAAGAUUUUUUUUUUUUUUUUUUUUUCUGAUUUACCUUUUCAUUUCUGGUGCCCCAGCUUCAUGUCAGGGUCUCAGUUCCUCUCCCUACUUUAUGUAGUCCCAUGGGACUAUGUCUUGUCCUGCCACAGUCACUGUAUUCUAAACUCCUUUGUUACUGAGGUUGGCAAGCUGGACUUCAGAGCUUCGGUCCCAGCUGUAGCUUACUCCUCCUGUUUUCACCUCUAUUUGGUUCCCUGGGAAUUUCCCUUACUUUCUCUUGAUCUCUUAUAAUGGUUUUGAGAGGAUAUUUGUAAUAGUUUAUCCAAACUUCCCUGGUGGUUUUUGCCAUUAAACGUCAAAUAACUCUUCUAAUUUCAUCUCUGAAAUUGGUCUUUUCAGUUUUCCACUUCUACUUUGGUCAAUUUUGGUCACCAUAUACUAAAUGGAAACCAUUUAGUACCUCUGUGUUUUCAAAUCUGCUGUCACACACCUGCAUGCUCUAUUUAUUGUCCUAGAAUUCUAUCAGUAUGUAUUAUAUCAGAGUUUAUGUCUUAUUUCUGGAUAGUAAUCUUGUCAAUGUUUGCUUUUUUUGUGAUCAGUCUUGCAAAUGUUUUAUCUAUAGGUAUUUUCAAAGUAUAAGCUUUUUUACUUAUUCUACUUACUACAAUUUUUAUUCCCUAGUUAAUUAAUUUUUACUUCAUUCUUCUUAAUUUUUUCCUAGUUUCUUCUGGUUUCUUUCAUUGUUCUUUUUUAGAUAAUUUUUAGAUGAGUACUUAGUUUCUUUCUUUCUUUCUUUUUUUUUCUGGUGGCUGUAUAGAGAAUAACUCUUGUGGGCCCAAGAGUGCAAACCAGGAGCCCAAUAAGAGACUUAACUCUGGGCCGGGCAUGGUGGCUCAUGCCUGUAAUCCCAGCACUUUGGGAGACCAAGGCAGGCAGAUCACAAGGUCAAGAGAUCGAGAGUUAACUCUGAUCUUCUGACCUCAAGUCCAGGGAUAAUUUUACUGUCACACAAGUCAGGUGUGACUAAGCUUUUUAUUUAAUCUUUUCUUCAUGAGACUGUAGAAACUUUACCUUUGCCUAUUUUUGUGUGUGUGAUAAAAUAUAAAAUUUGCCAUUGUAAUGAUUUUAAGUGUAAAUUCAGUGACAUUAAUUACAUUCACAAUGUUAGGCAACCAUCACCACUAUCCAUUUCCAACAUUUUUCCAUCACUCCAAACAUAAACUCUUCUCAUUAAGCAAUAACUCCAUUCCCCUAUCCCCUACCCCUGGUAACCUUUCUGUGAAUUUGCCAGUUCUAAGCAGUUCAUAUUCAUGGAACCAUACAACAUUUGACCUUUUGUAUCUGGCUUAUUUCACUUAGCACAUUUUCAAGGUUCAUCUGUGUUGUAGUGUGUAUCAGAACUUCAUUCCUUUUUUAUGACUGAAUAAUAUUCCAUUGUAUGGAUAUAUACCACAUUUUGUUUAUCCAUUCCUCUGAUGAUGGGCACUUAGAUUGUUUUCAUUAAUAGCCAAUGGGCUAUUGUGAAUGAUACUGCUAUGAACAUUUACAUAUAAUAAUCUAUUUGUUUAUCUGUUGUUUCAGUUCUCUUGGAUGUAUACAUAGGAGUGGAAUUUCUGAGUCAUACAGUAAUUCUAUGCUUAACUUUUUGGGAAACUACCAAACUGUUUUCCAUAGUGAAGGCACCAUUUUACAUUCCCACCAGCAAUCUACAAGAGUUCUAGUUUUUCCAUAUCCCUGGCAACACUUGUUAUUUUUUAAAAAAUUAUAGCCAUCUUGGUAGCUGUUAAGUGGUGUCUCAUUGUGGUUUUGAUUUGUAUUUCUCUAAUGACUAAUGAUGUUGAGCAUCUUUUCAUAUGCUUAUUGUCUAUUUUGUAUCUUCUUUAAAGAAAUGUCUAUUCAAGUCCUUUGCCUAUUUUUAAAACUGGGUUGUUUGUCUUUUCUUCAUAGAGUCUGGAUAUUAAGCCCUUAUCAGAUAGAUGGUUUGCAAGUAUUUUCUCCCAUUCUGUGGGUUGUCCUUUUACUCUUUUGACUGUAUCUUUUGAUGCAGACAGACUUUAAUUUUUAUUAAGUCCAGCUUAUCCAUUUUUUCUUUUGUUGCUUAGGCUUUUCAUGUUGCCAAAUGCAAAGUCAUGAAGAUUUGCUCCUGUGUUUUCUUCUAUGAAUUUUACAGUUUUAUUUAUUAAAUUUAGGACUUUGAUCCAUUUCAAGUUAAUUUUUGUAUACGGUAUGAGGUAAGUGCCCAACUUCAUUCUUUUGCAUGUGGAUAGCCAGUUUUCCCAGCACCAUUUGUUGAGGAGAUGUUCUUUCUGCAUUGAAUGAUCUUAGCACCCUUGUCAAAAAUCAGUUGACCACACAUGUGAGGGAUUAUUUCUGGGCUCUCAACUCUCUUCUGUUGGUCUAUAUGUCUGUCUUUAUGCCAGUACCACACUGUUUUGACUACUGUAGCUUUGCAGUAAGUUUUGAAAUGGGGAAGUGUGAGUCUUCCAAUUUUGUUCUUCCAUAUAUAUAUAUAUGGCACGUAUAUAUAUAUGGCAUAUAUAUACAUGCCAUAUGUAUAUAUACACACACACACCAUUGUGGGUUACUUGAAAUUUCAUAGGAAUUUUAGGAUCAGUUUUUCCAUUUCUGCCCAAAACACCAUUGAGAUUUUGUUACAGAGUGCAUUGAACCCUCAUAUUGCUUUAGGGAGUGUUGUCAUCUUAGCAAUUUUAAGUCUUCCAAUCCAUGAACACAGGCUGUCUUUCCACUUAUGUCUUCUUUAAUUUCUUUGAGCAGUGUUUUAGUUUUCAGUGUACAAGCCUUUCACUUUCUUAAAGUUAUUUGUGGGCAUUUUAUUCUUUUGGAUACUACUGUAAAUGGAAUAGUUUCCUUCAUUUCCUUUUGAAAUUGUUCAUCGCUAAUGGAUAGAAAUACAACUGAUUUUCCUGUGUUGAUUUUGUAUCCUGCGACUUAUGCAGAUUUAGUUCUAACCAGUUUUUUGGUGCAUUCUUUAGGGUUUUCUACAUAUAAAUCAUAUCAUCUGUGAAUAAAGAUAGUUUUGCUUCUUCCUUUCCGAUUUGGAUACCCUUUCUUUUUCUUACUCACUUGCUCUGGCAAAAAUGUGUAGUACUGUGUUGUAUAAAAGUAGCAGAAGAGGACAUCCUUGUCUUGUUUUUGUUCUUAGGAGAAAAACUUUUAGUCUUUUCACCAUUGAGUAUGACAUUAGCUCUGGCUUUUUCAUACGUACUCUACAUGUUGAGGAAGUUCCUUUUUUCUUAGGUUAUUGAAUGUUUUAUAUGCGAGGGUAUGGGUUUUUGACAGUUUCUCUGGAAUAAAUGAAAAAUGCUUAAGGGAAAUAUGAAAUCCUAUGACUAUUUCAUAAGAUUAUGCUAACUACCAGUACCACUACUUCCUUCCCCAGUACUACCAUCACCAUUGCACCCACACCUAAGAGACCUAAACUUUUUUUUUCCUCCGACUCUAAGGGUGGUUAUUUUUCUGUUUUGAGGGAUCUCAUUCUCAUGACAUCUUUGUGUAAGAGUAAAUGACUCACCCGGGGUGAUGAAAAUAAGUUUUAAACCAGAUCUUCCAUAGUCCACAACAUGAAGUAGCCCAGAUGUAGCUCAGCUUUCAGGAAUGAACUUUUGGUGAAGUACUUUAAAAACAAAAGUCAAGUAAAUAUUAAUGCUGCACUUACAUUCUUCUAACUCUUUAAAAAGAUUACUUAAUUAUAAACAAAUUGUAACAACUUUAGUUUUCAGAACACACCUAUAAGCUGUAUUGUUUCAGGUGGACAAUGGAGGUGUAUCAAGAUUACACAUAUACACUUGUAUAAGAUUAGCUUGAGUUCCCAGUUUAUUUACUCAAGAAUAUAGAAUCACAUUGGAAAUAUGAUGGCCACAAAGCAAGUGUAAAUGAACCGUAUAUAUCAGCACAGCUUCCCAUGGUCCAGCGUCCUUGAUGACAAUGCCCAAAAUACGGCACUGGAUAAAAAGUGUGGAAAUGAAUUCCACACUACAGCUUUUUUAUCCUUAGGGCUACAUCAGUGCUCAAGAAAAACUUAAUGUCUGCUCUUAAUGCUUCCAUUUAAGAGAAUGUUUGGAGAUAUUAAGCUUCUUCUGGUUCUUGGACCAAACUCACUACAGUGAAUCCACAACAUCAUCAAGCAGAAGAAUCUGAAUUAGUGCCUGGGUCUCUGAUCCCAGCUUACAACAUCACAGUGAGACCAUUUCCUCCACACAAGCUACAGGGACCCAGCUUAACAAAUGUAUGCUUUUUCUUCUUGUCAGUGUCUAAAGGUAGAGCACUGAGGAUCCACAUAAGUUAGUGAAAAUAAAGCCAAAUCCUAAUUGCUUAGCUUUAGAUUCUAUAGGUGACUAAUCACUUGCUGUUGGAUUAUCCCAUUAAAAGUCACACAGCACCAACUCCAUUUCCUCCUUUUCCUAGACAGCCCUUCUGGAAAGCCUUAGAAAGGAGAUGUUUCAGCAGAGUCAGACCAUGUUGAAUGCCAGAAUAAACAACUCUGAUUGUGUUGUGAACAUAAGAGCUGUAAAGAGGCACUGACCUCAGCUGCUCCUUCAGUUCUUCUGCAGCCUCUACAGAUGUGGAGAAAUUGUGAUGAGCUCUCAAUCUCAGGGAACAGCUCCUAGAGUCCAUCUCAGCCCCCGCAUAGCUGCAUCAUUGACACAGCUGCCCCACCUCUGCUUAGGCAAAGCCUCUAUGUGUCACUAAUCAGCUUCACAUAAUUUAAAAGAUUUUCUAUCACUAGAUCUCUUGACUUGCUGUGAAAAGAGAAAAGGCUGGACCUUAGGGAAAACUUCAUACUGAAGUGAUUUCAGAUUUUUCAGAGAUUUAAGAUGAUAUGUAGAAACUUUAAUCAGAAGAUCCCUUAAACAGAAGAAUAACUACCCUUAGAGUUGGGAGAAAACCAAGACUAUAUUGUUAAGUAGUUAACAAUGUUAAAUGUUACAGAGAUCAAGUAACAUAAGAAAUCAACCAAGAUACAUUGGCCAGGUGCGGUGGCUCAUGCCUGUAAUUCCAGCACUUUGGGAGGCCGAGGUGGACAGAUCACUUGAGGUCAGGAGUUCGAGACCAGCCUGGCCAACAUGGUGAAACCCCGUCUCUACUAAAAGUACAAAAAUUAGCCGGGCAUGGUGGUGUGCACCUUAAUCCCAGCUACUCAGGAGGCUGAGGCAGUAGAAUCGCAGCCUGGGCAACAAAGUGAGACUCUGUCUCAAAAAAAAAAAGCAAAAGAAAAAGAAAUCUACUAAGCCAUAUCAUUUCAAUAACUAAGAUGCCAUUGAUACCUUUAGUAAUAAUUUCAGUGGCAUAAUUAGUAAAGGCAGAUGUCAAACACUCCAAAGUCUUCAUAUUUGCCCAGAUUUUCCCCUGCCUUAAUUUUAAAAAUAAAUUUCAACUCCCGACUCCAAUAGAUCUUCACUGUCAUUCUGAAAAUGUUUCAUUAUCAAACAUUUUGGUUAUCUUGUAUUUCCUAUAGACAAGGCAAGUAUUUUUAAUCUGAAGAUGCUGAGCCCCUUUAGAGUAUAAGCAGAAUAAUGUUUUUGUACAUAUGUGCAUUUUCUUUAAAGAUGGUUCAUAGCCUUCAUCACAUAUUCAAAGAGGACCGUGGCUCUUCUUUAGAUCUACAGUUUCAGAAUUUAAGAAGCACCUUCCCUUUUGCCACUUUUUCAAAUGAUUUCUUUUGACAGUACCUAUAUAAUAGGUAAUUUCUGGUUUUCUUUGAAUCUAUAUUUUCUAGAUAUCACCAGCUCAGUGUCAUAUGAAGGCCCUGAGUUGCAUUUUACAUAAGUCUUGUAAGUUCAGACUAAAUAAUGUAUUGAUUAUUGCCUUUCUUGUUCUUACACUUUUAUCAAUCCUUGGCACUUUAAUUAAAAUCUUAUCAUAAGGAACAAUUUCUCUUUUUCCUAGAAGUUUUCUUAUUCUCUAAGAAAUCAUGAGGUGUUUGGAUACCUGCCCUUAUUUCAAAGCAUGAUCUUUUUCUUGAAUUAGCAUCUGUUUCGAUAAUUUAAUUUUUUUGAAAGAGAUAUACUGUAUAUCCUUGUUUAUUAUACCAAGUCUGUCUCAUGGGGAUUUGUUUUUCAGAAUAGCCACUUUUGUUUAUGCCUUUCUUCUAGAAAUAGUCUUGCCUACUAAACAGUAUUGGUUUUCUUGGCAAAAUCUAUUCAAGAUUAAUUCUUUUCAGAAUGCAAAAUGGUGUUAUUUAUGUCAAACUGUGUUUUUAAAGUGAAAACUACAAAACCAUUGCAAUUAAACCUAGUGGAAAUGUCCUUGACAAAGUGAUUCUAAACUGAAAGAAUAAAACUUAGGAAGAUAGUUAAGGAAAUUUCGAAGGUAAAGAUUUAGGUGGCCAAUUAUUUAACAGUGUGACGGUGGUGGUGGUUAUGGGCAAAAUAACGUAAACAAAUAUUUAUUUAUUGGAAAGUGAAUUGGUGCAACCUUCAUGAAAGGCUGUUAGGUAAUUCAUAUGGAAAUCUUUUAAAAUGUGCAUUUCCAUUGGCCCAUCAUUUCAACUUUUAAGAAUUUUUAUAAGAAAAUAAUUGUGUGUAGCCAGGUGCAGUGGCUCACUCCUGUAAUCCCAGCACUUUGGGAGGCUGAGGCGGGCAGAUCACAAGGUCAAGAUAUCAAGACCAUCCUGGUCUACAUGGUAAAAACCCAUCUCUACUAAAAAUACAAAAGUUAGCUGCGUGUGGUGAUGCAUGCCUGUAGUCCCAGCUACUCAGGAGGCUGAGACAGGAGAAUGGCGUGAACCCGGGAGGCGGAGGUUGCAGUGAGCCAAGAUCAUGCCCCUGGACUCCAGUCUGGCAAUGGAGCAAGACUCCGUCUC
Molecule: messenger RNA, 8381 nt
Organism: Homo sapiens (human)
Lineage: Eukaryota; Metazoa; Chordata; Mammalia; Primates; Hominidae
Gene: POU5F2
Product: POU domain class 5, transcription factor 2
Exons: 1
Coding region: 38-1024 (328 amino acids)
Biological process (GO): regulation of DNA-templated transcription
Cellular component (GO): nucleus
Molecular function (GO): DNA binding; DNA-binding transcription factor activity
Source: RefSeq, marked validated